AUAUCACUGGAGAGAAAAACGGCAGGUGUUCCACGGCCUUGAUUGAACGAAAACAUUGUUUCGUUUUGUGGAGAGCGUGAACGCGCUUUCCAACCAUUACUAACUUUACUCUGAAACAUUUAAAUUGAUCCCUCAGCGAUCUUUGGACUUCUCAAGCCCCAAGAUGAACAGCAGUGGACCGGCCUACCCACUGGCUUCUCUUUAUGUGGGGGACCUGCACCCGGAUGUGACUGAGGCCAUGUUAUAUCAGAAGUUCUCUCCUGCAGGACCCAUCACGUCCAUCAGGGUCUGCAGGGACAUUAUAACCCGCCGAUCUCUGGGAUACGCCUAUAUCAACUUUCAGCAACCAGCAGACGCUGAAUGUGCCUUGGACACAAUGAACUAUGACGUUCUUAAGGGUCGACCGAUCAGAAUAAUGUGGUCCCAGCGUGACCCAGGACUGAGGAAGUCUGGAGUUGGAAAUAUUUUCAUCAAAAACAUGGAUGAAUCUAUCGACAACAAGGCACUCUAUGACACCUUCUCUGCAUUUGGGAAUAUUUUGUCCUGUAAGGUUGUCUGUGAUGAGAAAGGAUCCAAAGGCUACGGGUUUGUCCAUUUUGAAACUCAGGAAGCUGCAAACCGAGCCAUAGAGACAAUGAACGGAAUGCUGCUGAAUGAUCGAAAAGUGUUUGUGGGUCAUUUUAAAUCCCGCAAGGAAAGAGAGAUGGAGUAUGGGACAAAAUCUGUCAAAUUCACCAAUGUGUAUGUUAAAAACUUUGGCGAUAACUUCACUGAUGAGAAACUCAAAGAGGCUUUUUCUGCAUUUGGAAAGACUCUGAGUGUGCGUGUGAUGAAGGAUGAAAAGGGUGUGUCACGUGGAUUUGGAUUUGUGAACUACGCCUAUCAUGAUGACGCUCAAAAGGCAGUCGAUGAGAUGAAUGGGAAGGAACUCAAUGGCAGAAUAAUUUAUGUGGGUCGUGCUCAGAAGAGACUGGAGCGGCAGGGAGAACUCAAGCGCAAAUUUGAUCAGAUCAAACAAGACCGAAUCCAGCGGUACCAGGGUGUAAAUCUUUAUGUGAAGAAUCUUGAUGACACCAUAGACGAUGAAAGACUCAGGAAGGAAUUUGCUCCUUAUGGUACCAUCACCAGUGCAAAAGUAAUGACAGAUGGCUCCCAGAGCAAAGGGUUUGGGUUUGUGUGUUUCUCAUCACCAGAGGAAGCGACGAAAGCUGUAACUGAAAUGAACGGGAGAAUCAUUGCCACCAAACCACUGUAUGUGGCUCUUGCUCAGCGUAGAGAGGAGCGGAAAGCCAUCCUGACCAAUAAAUACAUGCAGAGGAUCGCAUCCAUGAGGUCCAUGCCCAGCCCCCUAAUCGACUCCUAUCAGCAGGCAGGAUACUAUAUGACUGUACCACAGCCCCCAUCUCGAUCCUACUAUAACCAUGGCGCUAUGAACAACAUGAGACCAGUUCCUCGCUGGGCUGGACAACCACCUAAACCACACGUGCCAUAUUCACCCCAGUAUAACACUGGUCCACGGCGUGGAUCUAUUGCUACCGUUAAACAAGCUUCCACCCAAGUGCCACACGUCAUCUCUGGAACUCAGAAAACAAACAACAUUGGGACCCAGACUGUAGGAGGGAGAGGUGACAUGGGUAUGGGCAGGAGUAGCCAGUACAAAUAUUCUACUGGAGUGAGAAACCCACAAGUGGUACAAACCCCCGUAACACGAAUGCAGGGGAAGUCCAUGAUGGAGCCUGUGGGUCACAUGUCAGGUCAGGAACCUCUGGACGCCACCAUGUUGGCAUCAGCUCCUCUAAUGGAUCAAAAACAGCUUUUGGGUGAGCGACUGUACCCCCUGAUUCAGGCUUAUCAUCCAAACCUGGCAGGAAAAAUUACAGGGAUGUUACUGGAAAUAGACAACUCAGAGCUGCUGCACAUGCUUGAGUCCCCAGAGUCCCUUCAUGCCAAGGUGGAUGAGGCAAUUGCAGUUCUUAAGGCCCACCAAACAAAAGAUCUUUCUCCAAAGAAGUAGAGGCUGGUGUUAGUAAGGAUGGUCCUUUUGAAAAUCUAGACUCAAGAACAAGUGCACCAUUCCUAACUUUGGAUAUUUCAAGCUCUACAGAAAGUCAACUGUUACCGGAAUGAAACAAAUAUUGUAAAAAAAAUUAUUUAACUUCUGGGUAAGAUUGAAAUAGUUUUGUUGUUCCACAAACUUUUGUUAGAAUAAAGUUCAAAAAGCAAAUCAAACUUGUCAUUUGGUCCAAGCUUCCUCAC
Molecule: messenger RNA, 2256 nt
Organism: Periophthalmus magnuspinnatus
Lineage: Eukaryota; Metazoa; Chordata; Actinopteri; Gobiiformes; Gobiidae
Product: embryonic polyadenylate-binding protein-like
Exons: 15
Coding region: 164-2014 (616 amino acids)
Cellular component (GO): ribonucleoprotein complex
Molecular function (GO): RNA binding
Source: RefSeq, a predicted model, not a curated record